This is a messenger RNA of Myripristis murdjan (pinecone soldierfish), 2264 nucleotides long. It is a transcript of the gene slbp2, whose product is annotated as stem-loop binding protein 2. Lineage: Eukaryota; Metazoa; Chordata; Actinopteri; Holocentriformes; Holocentridae. Gene Ontology annotation, cellular component: cytoplasm; histone pre-mRNA 3'end processing complex. Gene Ontology annotation, molecular function: histone pre-mRNA stem-loop binding; mRNA binding. The transcript is spliced from 9 exons. The record is from RefSeq and is a predicted model, not a curated record. Bases 69 to 1181 code for a protein of 370 amino acids. Gene Ontology annotation, biological process: mRNA 3'-end processing by stem-loop binding and cleavage; mRNA transport.
GCAGCUGAAGCCUCUGGGUGGCUCCGCCCCCAUCACCUGGGGCCAAUUUAAAGCUCUGUCAGGCCACAAUGUUGUCCGUGUGCGCGGCGCCAAACCCCGACAGCAAGACAAGCAGCAUGGAAACUGCAGCUCCCGGCCCGCUGGGCAACCCCAGCUUCUGUUUUAGCCCCCGUUCGUGUGUUUGUGCCAAGGGCUGGGCCACGGCAGUGUGGAAUGGCCUCCCUGACCUCCCUCUGGCCAUCUCGUCCAGGGACUCCAGCAGCUGCUACACCCCAGAGCCAUGGCUCCUCCCUGGCUGCAGCUCCGUCUAUGACAGCCUGGUCAGCAGUGCCUCUCCAACUCCAUCUGCUCCCACUAUCAGUGGCCUUCGUGGAGAGAGGGGAGCCUCCAUAAGCAAGCCUCGCAGGUCGUCCAUCCUGGAACGCUGUAUUCUCAAAGUGUCCACCAGCAGUGUGGCAGUGGGAACAGAUGAUAUGGACAGCAGCAUCAGAAGGCCUCAACUGGGUCGCUGCUCCCCUCGCCUCCUGGACCCGGCCAACACCGAGACCAACGCAGCGGUUCUCAAGAGACGGCAGAAGCAGAUCCAGUAUGGCAAGAACACUAGUGGCUACCAGCACUACGUACAGCAAAUCCCCAAGCACCUCAGGGAUCCCAAGGCCCACCCUUCCACUCCUAACAAGUAUAAGAAGUACAGCCGACGCUCCUGGGACAUGCAGGUCCGACUGUGGAGACGAGCACUGCACCUUUGGGACCCGCCGGCUGAUGAGCAGCUGGGGGGUGCAGAUUCCCAGGACCCAGUGGACCAGCUGCAGAGUCAGCUGGCGAAGAUGACCUCGGAGCUGUGUGAGGAAGGAGAGAGAGGCAAGCAGAGAGAGGAGACUCCAGCAGCCUCUAAGGCCUCCUCUGUGUCUCCUGUGGGGUCGCUGGACCUCCCUGGACCCUGGGAACUGCCCCACCUCUCCCCGGGAUUGCUGCUCUCCUCCCAGGACUCUGACAGAAGUCUGCGGCCUCCUCGCUCCCCUCCAGGCCUCAGUUACUCCUUCAGGAGUCGGCUGACCACCAAUGAGAACAUGAUGGGCUGGCUUCACUUCCUGCUCGAGGCUAACCACAGCCAAGAUCACACCCCUGGUGACCAACAGGUGCCCCUGGUUUCUGACCACAUGCUAUGGAAUCCAUACUGAUCAUUAUGGGAUGUGCAAGGUCUACAGUUAACAUCAAGACAUUCACCCCUGGUUGAUAGACUCUGGGUGCUGGUCUCAUCAUCUCAAACUCCAGCUGUCAUCCAGUGAACUUGAUGUGAUGUUGUCUAUAUCCUAUAACUCGUCUUUGAAUGUGUGUUGGAAGAACCUUAAGGUAUGCGUUGGACACUGAGUGUCUAAGGGUUGUGGCAUUCAGUGUGUUUUGUCUUUUAAGGUAACUGAAGAUUUGACAGCAGGGACGUGAUUGGUCCUUGAGCCGCAUUACUGUGCCAACAAGGUUGAUGUCUUGCAAUCUGGUUCAGGACAAUCUGGGUAGUGGGGAGGUUUGACCAAAAGACAGCGGCCUCGUUGGGGAAGUCGGAGCCGGGUGGCAGCAAAUUACAGUGUUCCACCACUCCACCUCUGAUGUCUCUGCUCUCUCCUCAUUUACGUCUUUAGCCUGGAGGUUGAGAUUUCCCAGUUGGCCUUGAAUCCAUCUGCAAGCUGAACAGUUGAAGGGCUUGGAGCUAAUGGAGUGAAUGGCUCCUGAGCACGGACGGGUGCACUGCUUCGACAUGAUCAUCAUACUAGUUUGCACUACGUCAAAGGCUGUGCUGCAUCAAGCACCUUAUUUGAACACUAUUUUCACAUGAGAGCAGGUUUUGUUUUUGUAACCAUGGGAUUUCUGCACUGUCUGGAACAGCUACUAAUUUUGGUGUCCUUAAUGUCACUUACUUAUUUCCUUUUUUUGCUGAACAUCAGGUGUCACUUAGAUCUUUCUGAUUGCCUUUGACUGUAAUCUCAAGAGGCUGUGUUGUAGUUUGUCCACCUUGCACAUUCAUACUUUUGCAUUUAUUUUCUCUUUUGUCUGGAUCAGGCUCAAAGUUCCCUCCUGUUUGUAGCUCAGUGUUUUUUCUAAAAAACAGAAUGUUGAUGGGGAAAGGCUGUCUCUUUGUGUUGUGAGUUUUCUUUUAUUUUAGUGGUUCUCAACUGUCAUUUUGUGCAACUUGAAUAUUGAGAGCAAAACGUAAAUAUGUGAGCGAAAUUAAUAAAGAUGUAAAUAAAGUAAUCUAAAUUCAUGACUGA